Molecule: messenger RNA, 4167 nt
Organism: Drosophila bipectinata
Lineage: Eukaryota; Metazoa; Arthropoda; Insecta; Diptera; Drosophilidae
Gene: knrl
Product: knirps-like
Biological process (GO): regulation of transcription by RNA polymerase II
Cellular component (GO): nucleus; chromatin
Molecular function (GO): zinc ion binding; nuclear receptor activity; estrogen response element binding
Source: RefSeq, a predicted model, not a curated record
UUUGGCUUUGUUGUUGUUGGCUGCUUGCCUCAGAGUCUCUGGUCUGGUAGCAGCCGAAGUCUCAGUGCUCAGUUGGCUACCGAGCGCUGUUUUUUCCGCUGCCUUCUGCUUCUGCUGCUGCUGUUGCUGUUGGUGUUGUUGCUGCUGCUGCUGCUCGUCGUUCGUCGGAUGUGAUAUUGCAAAGCAAAGCAUCUGAGUCUCCGGCUUGAGGUCUGAGCAUUUUGCAGAACCGCUUAACAUCAGUCUUUAGUGAUAGCUCGCGCUUCUUGCUCGCACGCUCGAUCGCACGCCGCUGUGCCGCUCGCUGUGUGAUUGUUGCCGCCGCCGUUACGUCUUACGUCUCCACAGGGGUUACGUUGUUUUGACCGCCGCUAAAAAAUCGGCACACAUCCCAAACAAAAAUUCAAAUUAAAUCCCAGAAAUUCCACAUAUGAGGAAGUUAAGAGCACAGCCCUUCGGUUGAACCUAUUAAAAGUGUGAAAUAGACCUCUAAAAAAAGGCGGUAAAAGAAAGCGAAGUAUAACGAGUGCGCUUGCGCGGCCAGGAGUGCCCUCACACAAAGGUGUGUUCACUCUAUAAAAAGCACUCACAAGUUAUGCGAAAAAAGCAGGGGAAGCGGCAAAAAAUAGAAAACUAAAGCAAAAAGCCAAAACAAAUUUUUUAGAAAUUAUCAAAAUUUUUAAUUAUAAAAACAACAAAGCAAAAUAUUAGCUCACAUGUGAUAAGCCCACGAAAAACAAAGCUCACACACAGGCCCCAAAAGAUACACCUUAAACAUGCUUCACGGUCGCCCAAAGUUCUAAAAGUCAAGUGCAAGUUUAGCAACAGGAAAAAAAAAACAAAAUAACAACUCUAUACGCUCAAGUGACGUUUUAUUGGCGCAAGGUGAACGAAAAAUAAUAGCCCACAAAAAAUAAAAUACACAAAACGUAGAGUUCAUGAUGUUAGCAAACGCCAACCUUAAAUGAUAUUCAAAAGUGCGCAAAAAAUUAGAAACAAUUUCGAAACUGCAUUCACAAGCAAAUAAAUUGGAUUAACUUGGUGGCUUGGAGCCAAUUCGGUUGAGCACUUGGCGCCCAGCGAUUCCCCGACUUCCAUAAUGAUGAAUCAGGAUAAUCCAUAUGCGAUGAAUCAGACUUGCAAGGUGUGUGGAGAGCCGGCGGCUGGUUUCCAUUUUGGAGCCUUCACAUGUGAGGGUUGUAAGUCCUUCUUCGGUCGCUCGUACAACAACCUGUCGUCCAUCUCGGACUGCAAGAACAACGGCGAGUGCAUCAUCAACAAGAAGAACCGCACCGCCUGCAAGGCCUGCCGCCUGAAGAAGUGCCUCAUGGUGGGGAUGUCCAAGAGCGGCUCCCGCUACGGCAGGCGCUCCAACUGGUUCAAGAUCCACUGCCUCCUGCAGGAGCAACAGCAGCAGGCGGUGGCGGCGAUGGCGGCGCACCACAACAGCCAGCAGGGCGGAGGUGGCGGAGUUCCCGGAGGAUCUGGCGGUGGCGGAGGCGGAGGCGGGGGACUUCCCAACGGGGUCAAGGGCAUGCCGGGUGUUCCCCCACCGGCAGCUGCGGCGGCGGCUCUGGGCAUGCUGGGACAUGCCGGGGGCUAUCCGGGUCUCUAUGCGGCGGCUACUGCCGGAGGGGCAGUGCGCAGCAAGGAGGAGCUAAUGAUGCUAGGACUGGAGAGCAGCGGGGAGUAUGGGGCCCUAAAACAUCCUGUGGUGGCCUCGCCCUCCGUAAGUUCCCCCGACUCCCACAACUCGGACAGUUCCGUGGAGGUAAGUUCAGUGCGAGGGAAUCCACUGCUGCACCUUGGCGGAAAAUCCGGAUCCGGAGGUGGAGGACCUGCCGGUGGUGCCGAUGGCAGUCAGUCGAGCGGCGGUGCAGUGCCGGGAAGGCCUCCACAAUUGCGCAAAGACCUGGCGCCCUUCCUGCCGCUUCCUUUCCCCGGACUAACUUCCAUGCCCGUGAUGCCACCACCCGCGUUCCUGCCGCCCUCGCACCUUCUCUUCCCCGGCUACCACCCCGCCUUGUACUCGCACCACCAGGGUCUGCUGAAGCCCACCCCGGAGCAACAACAGGCAGCUGUGGCUGCCGCGGCGGUGCAGCAUCUCUUCAACUCCAGUGGCGCUGGCCAGCGAUUCGCUCCCGGCGCAUCCCCCUUUGCCAACCACAACCAGCACCAGCACCACCACAAGGAGGAUGAUCACUCCGCACCACCCAAGAGUCCAAGCAACCACGCCAACAACAACAACCAUCUACUGAGCAAUGGAGGCACCGCCGACGAGAUCACCAAGCGGUUCUAUCUGGACGCCGUUCUGAAAUCGCAGCAACAGAGUCCACCACCUCCGGUGGCAACCACCAAGCUGCCGCCUCACUCCAAGCAGGACUACUCGAUCUCCGCUCUGGUCACACCGAACUCCGAGAGUGGCAGAGAGCGCGUGAAAAGCAGACAGAGUAACGGUCAGGUGGAAGAGGACGAUUGCGAAGGAGGCAGGGUGGAGGACAUUGUCGACGGAGAGGAGGACGAGCACGAUGAGGAGGAGGAGGAUCUGGUGGUCUCCAUGACACCGCCGCACUCACCUGCUCACCGCCAGGAAGCUCAGGUCAGAGGCUCCAACGAGAACUCCAGUUCAGGGCAGGACAACCCCAUUGAUCUGAGCAUGAAGACCACUGGCAGCUCGGUGAGCAGCCAAAGUAGUAGCCCCGACAUCGAACCGGAGCCAGAGAUCUCCAGUGAUGGGGAAAAAGUACCAGAUACACCCCACGAUGAUGAAGAAGAGGAGGACCUCAAGGUGACCACUGAGGAGGAGGAGGAUGAUGAUGAGGAACGAGAAGAUAUCGAGCCAGAAGAGCCACAGGAAGAGGACAACAGCACUUCGGAGACAGUAAAGACCAGCAUUGAGAAACCCUCGAAAAACAACAACAACAACAGUAUCAGCAACAACAACAACAAUAACAAUAAUAAUAACAAUAGCAUCUUAAGCGACAGUGAGGCCAGUGAGACGAUCAAAAGGAAGCUGGACGAGCUAAUAGAGGCGUCCAGUGAAAACGGUAAGCGUCUGCGACUGGAGGCUCCCGUCAAGGUGGCAACCUCCACGGCCCUGGACCUGACCACAAAGGUCUAAGCACACAAGCCCCAUUUCCAAAUAAUGACAGAGUUAUCAGACACUGAAGAUCGAUGAUCCCCCGCUAGGAAAGCACCAAAAACACACAGAUAUCAAGCAUAAUAAAAACAAACAAAAUAUAUGUAUACGUAGGGAAAACAAUAAACGCAUGUGAGUUAUAUAAAUAAUACGAGAAAUGAAAUGGACUCGUGGGGGCAGCAGCUUCAGACUCUGAUUAACAAGCGCUAAAUACGAGUUCGUGCCGUUUUGGCUAGAUGUUAUCACAUCGUUUAAAACAACUAACCAAAUUGCCAAAAUAUGCAAAAGUCGAUCGGCCCCCGAAACGCUCCAUUUGCAUACUCGGCGGCGGAGACCCCAAAAACUAUAACAAACAAAAAUGUUAUGUUUUGAAUAAUUUUAUUCACUGAAUUAUAAACAAAUUUUUCGGUUGCCCCGCUGAACACAAAAGCGGCAAGAAUUAAAAAAGAAAAAUCAAAAUCCACAAAAAAAAAAUUGAAAAUCUAAACAAAUGAUAAAUACAAAAAAAAAAUAGAAACUGUAGCAAAAUAUGCAAAAAGGGCAGCUUAUCUGUAUCGUGUAUGCAUAAUAAUAUCGUAGUGGAAUUUGUAGUUUUUAAGUUUCGUUUUCUUCUAAGCUAUAAACCAUAUAUAACGUAUAAAGGUAAAUGAUUAGCUAUUAUUUAGACAUUUCCAGUCCCCCCCCAUCCAAGAGUAUUUGUUAGUUUAAUAAACAUUUAAUACGAUAGACAAAUUUUUGUGUAAUUCUACUCGUUUUGAGGUACGCUCGAGUUUUUAGUCACAAUUAGCAAAUUUUUAAAUUUACAAAUUAAAAAUGAUUUACAUCUAAAAGUAUAAUACCAUGUAGAAAAGCAAAGCACACACAAAGUUGUAUAGCAAAUAGCAUAAAUUAUUAAUAUUAAUGUUGCAUAAGUAUUUUCCUUUUCGUGUGAUGAUUUGGUAUGCAAAUCAGUCGAAUUGAUGAUCGAGAAAAUUAUUAUUGCUAUCACCACAAAUAAAUACAAAUAAAUAUUUAGAUGAACAAGAGUU